UUCCUUUUUGAAUUCAGAUCGAACAGCAGGCAGACAUGCCCUAUGGAUUACAAUGCAUCAGCUGUCAACACACAAAAGUAGCCCUGUUUUGAAAACUGCAUGGACCAUGUUUUACGUUUAGAUUAAGAUCAGCAGAUUUUGUUGAUUUUGAAAGGGGAACGUUCAAGAUAAAAUUGGGGGGACUGAACUCCAGCCUUGCUUGUAACAACGGUAGCUGGCUAAUUAGCUUGGGACCAGGCUACAUUCGCCUGUAUCUUGCUAAACUGGUCGAUCACCCAGUUUAGCACAGGUACAAUCAUACUUCGGUUAUUGAUUAUCUGCCGAUAACGAAAACGUUUGGACAGUUUGGUGCCUCUGUUGCUUCCUGUCAUGGCUGACAGCAGCAUAGUGACUUCUGGGAUGGCAAGGAGCAUUCUGGUCGAUUCGUCGGUCUAUGACUCAAGGAUGGCUGAAACCACAAAGGACCAUGGCUUUCUGGGUCCUGCAAUGGAUGACGCCGAAGACAUGCUGCCAAGGUUGGAGACCAGGAUAAUUCUUGUGGGAGAGGCCUCCAGAAAUGAUCUUCUGAUCCAAGCUCUGAAGGCCGUCAAGGUAAUGGAAGUCCUGGUUGUAAAGAUAAGAGGAGCUGAGUCUGGUCCCGAGGAGAAAUUGAUGAUAAAAUCUAUAGUCAAUAUGGACAUUAACAAACCGUGCCUAAUGACGGACAGCGUCCAGGAGUUUGCAGACGGGGAGAACGCAGAGUUUGAGUCUGUGUACGUCCUCGCCAGUUUCGACUCACCCGACUACAGCUACCUCUAUGAGCGUGAUAACCGGAUCGUGGGGCCCCCUGUGAUUCUACACUGCGCCGCCAAGGAAGAGCCGCUGCCGUUCUCCUGCCGCCCGCUCUACAGCACCACCAUGAUCAAUCUGUCCCUGUGCUUCACCGGCUUCCGGGACAAAGAGGAGGUGAAGACCCUGGUCAACCUGGUCCAUCACAUGGGCGGAACCAUCCGCAAAGACUUCAGCACCAAGGUCACUCACCUCAUCGCCUACUCGACGCACGGGGAGAAAUACAAGUUGGCAGUAUGCAUGGGGACUCCCAUCCUCACCCCGUCCUGGAUACGCAAGGCCUGGGACAGCAGGGACUAUGUGUCUUUCCAAGCCGACGACGAGAAGUUCCGUACAGAUUUCAAAGUGCCCCCGUUCCAGGACUGUGUCCUCAGCUUCCUGGGCUUCUCUGAGGAGGAUAAGGCCAACAUGGAGGAGAGGACCCUCAAACAUGGGGGCACCUCCCUGGAGCUGGGGGACGAACGGUGCACACACAUGGUGGUGGAGGAGAACUCUGUGAAGGAGCUGCCCUUCACGCCCACUAAGAAACUCUAUGUUGUCAAGCAGGAGUGGUUCUGGGGAAGCAUUCAGAUGGAUGCGCGAGCAGGAGAGUCCAUGUACUUCUAUGAGAAGGAUGAGAGCCCGGCCAUGAAGAAGGCGGAGUCCCUCCUCUCCCUCAACACGCCCAACAGCAACCGCAAGCGGCGGCGGCUGCGGGACACGCUGGCCCAGCUCACCAAGCAGACGGAGAUCUCGCCCUUCCCGCCGCCCCGCAAGAGGCCCUCGGCCGAGCACUCCAUGGGCUCCCUGCUGGACAUCUCCAACACCCCCGACAACUGCAAAACUCUUGCAGAGAGUUCCAAGCCCAACAAGAGUUCAACACCGAUGCUGACCAAACAGUCUGCUCGGUGGCAGGUCACUAAGGAGCUCCAUCAGACCGAGAGCAACUACGUGGACAUCUUGAAUACCAUACUAAAGCUCUUCAAGAUCCCGCUGGAGAAGGAAGGGCAGGUAGGGGGCCCGAUUCUGGCCCAGGAGGAAAUAAAGACCAUAUUUGGAAGUAUCCCCGACAUUUAUGACGUUCACAGAAAGAUCAAGGCUGACCUUGAGGAGUUAUUGAAUGACUGGUCAGAGGACAAGAGCGUAGGAAACAUCAUCCUCAAAUAUUCCAAAGAGAUGCUCAAGACCUACCCGUCCUUCGUCAACUUCUUUGAAAUGAGCAAAGACACCAUCGUCAAGUGUGAGAAGCUGAAGCCACGUUUUCACGCAUUCCUCAAGAUCAAUCAGUCCAAGCCAGAGUGUGGGAGACAGACUCUUGUCGAGCUUCUCAUUAGGCCAGUGCAGAGGCUGCCCAGUGUUGGCCUUCUGCUCAAUGACAUAAAGAAGCACACCUCGGAUGACAACCCCGACAAGAGAACCCUGGAGAGAGCCAUAGAGGCUCUGAAAGAAGUCAUGACUCACAUCAAUGAGGACAAGCGGAAAACAGAGGGCCAGAAGCAGAUCUUUGACGUGGUGUAUGAAGUCGAUGGCUGCCCUGCCAACCUGCUGUCGUCCCACCGCAGCCUGGUGCACCGCGUGGAGACAAUCGCCCUGGGAGACCAGCCCUGCGACCGCGGAGAGCAGGUCACACUCUUCCUCUUCAACGACUGCCUUGAGAUUGCCAGGAAGCGUCACAAGGUGAUCAGCACAUUUAAGAGUCCUGUGGGACAGACCAGGCCGCCAGCCCAGCUUAAGCACAUUAUGUUGAUGCCACUGUCCCAGAUCCGCAAAGUGCUGGACCUACAGGACACUGAGGAGUGUGUUAACGCCUUCGCCCUGGUGGUACAUCCGCCCACUGAGCAGGAGAACCUGCUGUUCAGCUUCCAGCUGACGGGAGAGGAGACGGUGAAGAGCGACUGGCUUCGCACCCUCUGCCGACACGUCGCCAACACAAUCUGCAGGGCCGACUCGGACGACCUGAUCCAGAGAACUAGUCCCGAGCCCCUCCAGGUCAGCACCAAGGACAUGGACAGCACCUUGAGCAAGGCCUCCCGAGCCAUCAAGAAGACCUCCAAGAAGGUCACGCGGGUGUUCUCCUUCAACAAGACGCCCAAGCGUGUCAUCCAGAGGGCCUUCAUGGCCAACGGCACGACGGAGGAGAUGAGCCCCAGGCUGAGCGCCGAGAGCCGCUUCGCCAGCAGUUCCACCCUGGCCAUGUCCCGCUCGGCCUCUACCUUCAGCUUGAGCGAUUCGGCCAAGAACAGCGCCAUUGUGCAGCGCUCAAACUCUCUGGACCACCCGCCCCUCAGAUCCAGGGUGUCUAUCUGCGUACGCGACCCAUGCAGCCCUGCUCCGAACCCUCCUCCGUCCGCCACUAGCACUAGCGCCCGGCCGAGCCCCCAGGCGGCCACAGGCACGGGGGCUCUCGCCAGCAGUCAGAGCCCUGGGCUCCCAUCUAGCCGGGUCAGCCUGCUCCUCAAACCGGCCCCCCAGGCUCCCCGGACACAGUCCAACCCUAGAUUCCCCGAGGCCGCAUCAGGCCAUCGCUCCCCGAGCUCCAGUCCCCGGAGCCGUGUCCCCGCCAGCCUCCGAGCCCCCCACCUCAACCUAAAGCCCACCGACACGGCCCGGAGGAGCGUGCGGCAGGCCCCCCCCGCGGUGUAUCAGGCCAGGGUCUCCAUUCUGGUGCCCCACCUGACGUCGUACGCCCGAGGCGGGAACCCUUCCGGCGGGUCGGGGCGGGACGCUCCCCCCGCGGAUCCACGGAAGCCGGGCCCGACCGGUCCGCGCAGGGAAACCCUGCUGUAGAGCGCCGGCAGUCGGACGCCCGUCAUUCGCCCUCUAUGGUCAGCCUGCAUUCCGUGUUCGAGCGAAAGUACCACACCUUCAGCCGAUCCACCACCCACCUCAUCUGAACAUCUACCACAAUCCCCAACAAUAAUAUAUAUAUUCUUGGUCCAUAGUGAACAAACCGUAAUGCCAGCAUGGUUCAAAUGUGAUGCUUUGGUCAUAUCAGCGUUUGUCUGGGCCGUCCCACCAGUCUUGUGGCGUCUAAUAGGUUCUAUAUUAGAUCUUAUCAAGUUCAACCCCAUCAUGCUGUUUCUAUGUGUGUUUCUAAAUGUAUUUCCUUUAUUCCGUUGACUUUACCUAAUGGCUUCUGAACGUGGAGGAUGCUUGCUCCAUCCAACAGCAUGGCCUGUGACCCAAAUGUCAGGUUCUCCAAUGGUAUUGCACAGUGUUAGGGGCCCGCUUUGGAUGAACGCAGGCACUACCGGGGUUUAAUCUACCAUUUUGAUCAAUGAAGGAUAUCAGGCUCUUAUUUUUUUAUUUUAUUUCGGUAUUAGUUGCAUAGCUUGUUGGAAACAGUCUUUUGAAAUAUCUAUAUUCACUGAACAUUUUAUCCUUAGCAACGUAGAUACAGUUCACCUAACAGCGAUAAUUUGAACAAUUAUUAACAAUUUGAGUGUUGUGUUUCGUGAAGGUUCCUACUUUGCCUCCAGCUUUCAUAAAGCUGGCUUUAUGUUUUUAGCUUUGUUGACUCAGCGGAUCAAGUCGAACUGUUGUUAGCCUUCUGCUUUUAACAUUUUUGGUCUUUUCCUUUUCUUAUGUUUGGUCAGAGGAAGGGAUGCUGCAUCAAGUAUAUAUUUAGUGUUGCAGAUUUAAUGUUCUCCUCGUUUCUAUGUUUUCAGUCAUCCGUUUGUUUUUCUACUUCAUGUUGUUUGUUACUUUUGUGGUAUAUAUUGUCUAAUUUGGGGUUUUAAUUGUCUAUUUUCCUUGACUGUUAUAUAUUUAAUGCACUUCCACAUUGGAGAUUGAAGUUUACUCAUUAUACUGCCUCUUGAGUUUCCACUGAGAUUUAGAUUAUUUCCGAUAUACAAUGGGAAACGGGACUAAUUCACAUUUUCAGUCCGUACAGAACACUGACGUUGUUAUGCCAAGUCUGUAAUGUUAUGGUUGAAAAUGCUUUUACUUCAAUAAAAGUCCAUUUCAUACAAUCUUUA
This is a messenger RNA of Gadus morhua (Atlantic cod), 4787 nucleotides long. RefSeq names its product epithelial cell transforming 2 (gene ect2). Bases 370 to 3594 code for a protein of 1074 amino acids. Gene Ontology annotation, biological process: regulation of cytokinesis, actomyosin contractile ring assembly; intracellular signal transduction; activation of GTPase activity. The record is from RefSeq and is a predicted model, not a curated record. Lineage: Eukaryota; Metazoa; Chordata; Actinopteri; Gadiformes; Gadidae. The transcript has 26 exons. Gene Ontology annotation, molecular function: guanyl-nucleotide exchange factor activity; GTPase activator activity. Gene Ontology annotation, cellular component: cell cortex; nucleus.